This is a messenger RNA of Penicillium maclennaniae, 2532 nucleotides long. RefSeq lists its product as uncharacterized. The transcript has 2 exons. Gene Ontology annotation, biological process: mitotic spindle assembly checkpoint signaling; endoplasmic reticulum to Golgi vesicle-mediated transport. Gene Ontology annotation, cellular component: RZZ complex. The coding region runs from base 1 to 2532 and encodes 843 amino acids. The record is from RefSeq and is a predicted model, not a curated record. NCBI's taxonomy places the organism in Eukaryota, Fungi, Ascomycota, Eurotiomycetes, Eurotiales, Aspergillaceae.
AUGACACUAGACGACGAGACCGUGUGUCACUCGGUGCUGAAAUUCGUCACUGAAGGCACUUACCCCGAGGAGAAUGUGGUGGCCGCCGAGUUCCCUGUGACAGCUCUCGCGAAGGAAUUGGAGCUCAUAGCCAAGGCUCGCGAACAAGUUGAGAUCAGCUCCCUCAGCAGCGAGAAUACCUUCGACGCCGAUGAUUGGAUCAUUCAGGCCAAACAUCUGCAUGCAGACAUAGAACGAUCGCGAGUCACUGCACGGGAGAUCAUUGCUCAACAUGAGCACACCAAACCGCUAGAGGCCAAGGUCAAGGAUGCUCGUGCGAAAGUGGGCUUGAUCGAGACGGAGAUUGCCUUCAACCAGGCUGUCGCGGAGACUCUAGAGGAGGUGCAGCGACUCUGUCACCGGUUGGAAAGCGGGCGCACUGCUCUUGUGCAAGGACAGGUCACCGUGGCAAUUGACAAUUUGGUAGCCGCGGAUGCCGCCAUUGGAGGAGAUUCGUUCUUCACGAACACAAAUGUGAUGGGCAUUCUUUCACUUGAAGUAUCGCGAUUGAGACAGGAAAUCGAAGAGGCGUUACGUCUACGCUGGCACGACCAGUUGAAGGUUGACAGGGAAAAGGGCGAGUUCCGGGUCACCACGCCGGAGGGUCCGGACUCGCUGGAAAAUAUGAUUACUGCGCUGUCACGGUUGGAUAUUCUCACGUCCGCCAGUGAUCAGUUCCUGAAGGAUCUCAUCUCGGUGAUUAUCGACCCCGUACUUUUGCCUCGCAAAGAUGGGAGCAGCUAUGCCGUUACUAUCACUGAGGCUGGUGUCCGUGUUGAAUCCAAGCCUUCAAAGGCAACCGUGGCUGACAUUCUCAAUCGCAUGACGGAACUCCUGAUCUAUCUGCGACAGAACCUUCCAACUUCUACGAUGGAUGCUUUGUCACCAUCGAUGGUCUCGGCUAUUACCUCAAAGAUGAUAUCCGGCUGGCUUUCAUCUGCCAUCCCCACGGAUCUUUUUGGUCUAGAUGACUUUGAGGGUAUUCUGGACCAGGCUUUACAGUUUACGAAAAACAUCGAGUCCUGGGGCUGGAGAGGGCAUGAAGAGCUUGUUUCUUGGGUUAAUCAAGCUCCUAGAUUGUGGCUCACUCGUCGUCGGGUUGACUCGCUUGACAGUGUACGCAAGGUUCUUGCGGCCAGUAAAGGAACCACCAAGCAAGUCGAGCGGAUUGAGAUUGAGAAGGUCUCCCAGGCUGACGGAGCUUUGCUUGAGAAUGCUACCAACGACGAUUGGGACGCGGGCUGGGACGAUGAGCAAGAACAAACGCCAGCUGAGCAGACUAAAGACACUCGACCUGAGGACGAUGACGAUCUUGAUGCAUGGGGAUUAGAUGAAGACACCCAGGUAGAACCCAAGCAAGAUGCCACUGCCCCCACCGAAGAUGAGGAUGCAGACGACGCCUGGGGCUGGGGCGAUGAUGACGAGGAAGAGAAAGGUGGGAAUCCCUUACCAUCCCAAUCCGCCGCAGCAUCGAAGCUGGCGAAUGGACCAAGCACAAGAGAACUCUUCCUCCAAAAGAGAGGUCACUUUGAGAGAGGUCUACACGGUCACCGAUAUCCCGGAUUCCGUCCUUCAGAUCAUCCAACGGCAGAUCACAGACUCAAAGGACAUUGCACAGCCACCGUAAGUCUCGAACUUGAUGAUGUACCAAAAAAUGGAGGCUUACAAGUACACAGACACUCGAAUUCCCGUGUUGCUUCGUCUGGUGCUGGUCUACUAGCACUGCCAACGCUGAUCUUGGCGAUGUUCAAGGCUACUUCGUCCACAUUCUACUCUUUGAAGCUCAACUCUGGGCAAAUGUGUCUCUACAACGACAGCCUUUACUUGGCCGAUCUGGUUCGAAAAUUAAUUGAGGAACACGACCUCCCCAGGCUCAAUUCCGACGUUGAAGCUCUCGAAAAGUUCGGCAAAGUUGCCUACAGCAAAGAGAUGCAGAUGCAGAGCACCAUUGUCACAGACCUCCUCGAUGGUGCGCAGGGUCUCAGUCAAUGUUCGGAGCAGCCAUAUAAGUCAGAAUGUGAGAGCGCUAUCAGUGCGACCGUUGACCGAAUUCGCGAUGUCUAUAAGGAGUGGCAGCCCAUCUUGUCGCAUUCUGCAUUGCUGCAAUCUAUCGGUUCUCUGCUUUCCACUGUGAUUAGCAAGAUCAUUAUUGAUAUUGAGGAUCUGGGUGAUAUCUCUGAGGAUCAGUCUAAGCAAUUGGUCUUGUUUUGCAACCAAGUGUCCAAACUGGAAGAUCUCUUCAUGCCUGAAGCCACCGAUGACGCCGAAGCUUUACCAGUCACUGCCGUGUAUGUGCCGAGCUGGCUUCGGUUCCAAUAUCUAGUCAACAUCUUGGAGAGCUCCCUGGCCGACAUCAAAUUCUUGUGGCUAGAGGGUGAAUUGGGCCUUGAGUUUUCUGUUGACGAGGUCGUCGAUCUGAUUGAGGCCCUGUUCGCCGAGUCUGACUAUCGUCGCCGGGCCAUUUCAGAAAUUCGACGGGCUCCUCGGGGGUAA